UGUGCCCAGGUGCGCCCGGCCCGGCCUGCCCGUGGGGGGCCUCGGGCACGGCUUGGGUAGGGGCUGCGGAGCCGGAACAGGCCGGGGUGGUGCAGCCCCCCGCGGGGACGCAGCUGGAGAGUGCGGGCGGCCCUUUGUGGUGCGGCUGCUUGCUGCCCCUCGGAUGUUCCUGCAGGCACCGCGGUGGUGGCGGCGGCCGGGCUUUGCUCCGGAGAAGUUUUGUUGCUUCGGUUGUGAGGGUUGGCCAGCUCCCUGACCCGCGUGGAUAAGUACAAACAAACAAACAAAUACCCUAAAGAUAUGAAGCCUGCUAAAAGAAGCCAAUGAGCUUUCCAGGAGGAGCCAGGGAGAGGUGAAGCCACAAGGAGUCUGAGGGCCCAUGGGAAGAGUUGCAAUAACAGGCUCUCUUCUCCGAAACCAUGCCAGAGAUGACAGACAAUGAGACACCUAGUAAGAAGCAGCAUCGAAAGAAAAACCGUGAGACACAUAACGCAGUGGAGAGACAUCGAAAGAAGAAGAUUAAUGCUGGGAUAAACAGAAUUGGAGAACUCAUUCCCUGCUCUCCAGCACUUAAGCAGAGCAAGAACAUGAUCCUGGAUCAGGCCUUUAAGUAUAUAACAGAAAUGAAAAGACAGAAUGAUGAACUACUGUUAAAUGGAGGGAACAAUGAACAGGCUGAAGAGAUAAAAAAACUCCGGAAACAGUUGGAUGAACUGCAAAAGGAAAAUGGGAGAUACAUCGAACUACUGAAAGCAAAUGAUAUUUGCCUGUACGAUGACCCUACAAUCCACUGGAAGGGAAAUCUCAAAAAUGCAAAGGUCUCGGUUGUUAUUCCCAGUGAUCAGGUUCAAAAGAACAUCAUUGUCUAUUCAAAUGGGAGUCAACCCAAUGGAAAUAACCAAGGAGCGUCUGUCCAGGGAAUAACAUUUAACGUUGGUCAUAAUUUACAAAAGCAAACAGCCAACGUUGUGCCAGUCCAGAGAACUUGCAACCUAGUGACUCCUGUGACAAUUUCUGGUAUUUACUCCACAGAAAACAAGCCCUGGUCGCAAACUACAGUUUCUCCUCUGGCAUCCGCUCAGCCAGUUCCAGCAGGGAACGUUCUUGAGCUUUCCACCUCAGAGAAUGAGCGAGGCGUGCUCGCCGCUGCUACUGCCAGCUCACAGAGCAUGUCUGGAUCUGGAACAGAACGGGAACUGCAGUGUUCUUCAGGUAAUGCACAACUGAAUGAUCAAAAUCUCCCCAAAAGUAAAAAUGAUGAGGAGGGCACUAAAUCAACAAAGAAAACGCUCCUGCAGGGAAUUGGCCUUCCUUCCAGUGCUUCCACGGAAGCCUCCCAAGUUCAACAGGUGAAUGACACUUGCUCAAAUGCACACAAUUCUAGGAGUGACGUUCAGGAAGGCUGUGUCACUUCAGCCACAGACACAGCUUGCAUGCCAUCUGUGAGACUGUCUACUGCAGAUAGUUUUUCCCCUGUAAAUGUCCUCAAAAGUACAGACUUAGUAAGUAGUGCUGGAAUGCCUGUGACUUCUGCAGCAGAAGGAGUUAAGGCUGUGACGGCAAUAAGCACUCUGCCUGCCGGUCCCCUAGAGAACUGCUGGUCUUUUUCAGGCUCUUCGGGUGUUGGCACUUCAGACUUGAAAAACAUGAGUAGCCUUACACGGAUGCCUUCAGCUGGAAACACACAGACCACAUGGACAACUUUGCAGCUAGCGGGAAAUACCGUUCAGCCACUAAGUCAAACGCCAUCCGGUAUAAUGACUGCACUAUUAAACGAGCCAGUUAAUGGUGCUGCUGCUGUAUCUUCUGCUCACAGCAGGCCUUUGACUACAAGUAUCAGUUUGAAUACUUCCCUGCCUGGGGAUGGCCAGGCAGCUGAACAGAUUGUAGUUACCUUGCCCUCGUGCCCACCCUUACCUAUGCAGCCAUUAAUCAGCCAGCCACAGGUUAAAACUCAGGCUGCAGGAAAUAUCCUUCCAUUAAAUUCAGCUAUGCAGGUGAUUCAGAUGGCUCAGCCAGUCGCGUCAGCUGUUACAGGAGCACCAGCUAACCAGAAUGUCAUCAUUCUCCAGCCUCCAAACCCCGCUCCGUGCCCUCCAAUUGUGAGAGCGGAAGUUCCCAGCCAAAAUGUUAGUCAGCAAAUUGUAAUUAUACAAGCUGCUAAUCAGAAUCCUCUUCCCCUCCUCUCCGCUCAGCCUUCCACUUCUGUAAGAGUUCCCAUGAACGGGCCCACUGCAAUCGCGAACUCUAGCAGCUGCGUACAAAAUGCCUCUCUUCCACAGACUUUUGGAGGGAAACACCUUGUCCAUAUAUUACCAAGACCAUCCUCUUUGCCAUCUUCUAGCUCUACGCAAACGUUUUCAGUGACAAUGUCAAAUCAACAGCAUCCUCAAACUAUCUCAUUAAACGGGCAGCUUUUUGCUUUGCAGCCUGUGAUGUCUUCAUCUGGAGCUUCAAAUCAAGCCCCUAUGCAAAUUAUUCAACCCACCACCAGCGAAGAUCCAAAUACCAAUGUUGCCCUCAAUACGUUUGGUGCUUUAGCUAACCUCAAUCAAAGCAUAUCGCAAAUGGCUGGACAGAGCUGCUUACACUUGUCUCUCAGCCACCCUACCAACCCUACAACUGUCAAUAACCAGAUUGCCACAGUUAACUGUGUGUCAUUACCAACUUCUGUGGCAUCUUCAGUACCUGCGGAGGUUUCGGUACUAACUAGCGCGUCUAAUUCAAUAAACACUUCCCCCAAAAAAGCAGCCGCUGGUUUGCCAUCCAAUGCAAAAUCAAAAAGGAUGAACAAAAAGCCAAGUACGAAGAAGCACCAAGCAGUCAACAGUAAAGCGUCCUGUCCAGCAGUUCCUUGCAAAGACACAGGGAAGGUGGACUCUGCUCCCAUGGAAACGGUGGCAAAGCAUUCAAACGGUAAGGGGCUGCUUGAAAAUGCUCCAGCGGUAUCGCAAGCUUCAGCGACGUCACAGGCAAGUGGUGUGGCAGCAUCGAAUGUUGUCAGCGUUUCUGACUGUCAUUCCAAAGAGAGUGCAAGCUCUGAACAGGCAGCCAAAACCUGCCCUGUCCCUGAGCAGAGCUCAGCAGAGGCGCCGGCUUCCUCACCACUGGCGUCUGUGGUGUCAGAGCAGCUGACGCUCGUCCCGCCGACUGCCAAAGAUGCUGCUCCUCACCAGCAGGCCCGAGGGUCUCAGAACCGUCCACCAACCGGCUCUGCCUUGUCAGAGUCUCCCAAACCCUGUGAAACUCCCAGCACCUUAGCAUCCUCUCGUACCGAAGCACAUGUGACACAUUCUCAGGUUGCUGGGACGUCCACAGCACAGAGCAGCACAGCAAGUCAUACGUCCAAGGCAGGAACGAUAUCGGAGUCCUGCAACAUUGCGCAGGAUUCCUCAGCGGUAAUGCAAGACGCGGACUUGUUAGAAGGACAGGGUCUAACAAAAAUGCUGUCUGAUCUCACAAAAGAAAGAACAACUGUGGAAAAAUCCUCUUCAUUUACUGUUCAGGGGGAGCAUUCUAAUUUUCCCAUGGAAAACGCUAAAUCAGCAGAAUCAAGUGUUGAUUUGCCUGAGAAGCAAGAACUCUUGCUAAUGAACACGGAAGGUGAUACUCUCUCCCAGCAUCACUCCUGCAUUCCUGAUCAGGAAGUAGUCAGUGCUUCCCUUAUCACUAGCAGGCAGGCAGACUCCCCGAUGUCAACUAGCUCUGGCAGCAGUCGAGGCUUCUCAGUUGCAUCUAUGCUGCCAGAUACCACCAGAGAAGACGUUAGUAGCAGCACCUCAACCAGUACAUGUAACAGCUGCACAUUUUCAGAACAGACUGACAUUGUAGCUCUCGCAGCAAGAGCUAUUUUUGACCAGGAAAACCUUGAGAAAGGUGGAGGAGGAAUACAGGUUAACGUGAGGGAUGCCAUCUCUAAGUCAACUGAGGUUGCACGUUUGGAGAGAGAGCAACAGCCUUUUAAAGCUCAACCAGUGAAAGAAAACAAUGCAGGACCAUUGGAAGCAGCACCAAAUAAAUUCAGUACUCAGGAUACAGUACAGACAAAUGUCGAUAGACAGGUUGAAAAGCCAAGCUGCUCUGUAGGAGGAGUGGAAACAUCAAACGCUUCUUUGCAGCUUUCCACUUCCCAGUCACCAAGCAUAACCAGCUUAAGCGUGAAUAAUCUGAUACACCAGAGUCGCAUUGUCCAUCCCCUCGUGAGUUGCUCAAGUUUAUCCCAGUCUUCAGAGCCAGCAAGUGUCCUUGCAACUGUGAGCCUCUCCCUUCCAUCUAGUACGUACGUCAACCAGUCUCCAGGACCCGCUAUGAUGAGUGAAUAUGCUCAGGAACAACUGAAUGCUAUUAGGGCAAGCACCAUGCAGGCUCCCCAGCUGCAGGAGUCACACUUAAAGCAGCAAAAUCAUGAAGGUCGCAAGGACUCUGCCAAGCGGGCUGUUCAAGAUGACCUUCUGCUCUCUACAGCAAAGAGGCAAAAGCAGUGCCAGACAACCCCCAUAAGGCUUGAAGGGAUGGCGUUGAUGAACCGAACACCAGAGAGCAUUGCUGAUCAAACACAGAUGCUAGUUAGUCAGAUUCCUCCUCCUAAUUCAUCCAAUUCGGUGGCAUCAGUGAGCAAUCAAGGGCACACAGAUGGCCUUAAUAGGUUAUUCCCAUCAAACAGCAACUUUGUAACACCAGCUUUGAGGCAAACUGAAGUUCAGUGUGGUUCUCAGCCAUCAAUUUCAGAGCAAGGCCAGGCAGGGCAGCACUUGCAGCCAAUUCAACAUGUUCCUGCUCAAGGUAUAUCUCACCUUCACAGUAAUCAUCCGUACUUAAAGCAACAGCAGGCUGGCCAGUUAAGAGAAAGGCACCACUUGUAUCAGCUGCAGCACCACGUCGCUCACGGGGAAAACUCGGUCCACUCUCAACCCCACAGCGUCCACCAACAGCGAACAAUACAGCAGGAGGUGCAGAUGCAAAAGAAACGAAAUCUCAUCCAGGGAACACAAGCCACACAACUUUCUCUACAGCAAAAACACCACGGAGGUGAUCAAACACGGCAAAAAGGUGGUCAGCCUCAUCCUCACCACCAGCAAAUGCAGCAGCAGAUGCAGCAGCACUUUGGAGCUUCCCAGCCUGAAAAGAACUGUGAAAAUCCUGCAACAAGCAGAAACCAUCACAACCACCCUCAGAGCCAUAUAAAUCAGGAUAUUAUGCAUCAACAGCAACAAGAAGUUAGCAGCAGACAGCAAGGUUCAGCUUCUGAACAUGUGUCAGGGCACAAUCAGAUGCAGAGACUUAUGACCUCAAGGGGCUUAGACCAGCAAAUGGUGUCCCAGGCAAGUAUUGUAACCAGACCGUCAGAUAUGACGUGCACCCCUCAUAGGCAGGAAAGAAACAGAGUUUCCAGCUACUCUGCUGAGGCACUGAUUGGGAAGACGCCCUCUAAUUCGGAACAGAGAAUAGGAAUAUCUCUUCAAGGCCCUAGGGUUUCUGACCAGCUUGAAAUGAGAAGCUAUCUGGAUGUUUCUAGAAAUAAAGGGUUGGUUGUUCAUAAUAUGCAGGGCCGCUUAUCUGUCGACCAUACAGUUGGCUCAGAUGUGCAGCGGCUUUCUGAUUGUCAAACUUUUAAGCCAGCUGGACCCAAUCAACAACCGACGGGCAAUUUCGACGUACAGGCUUCAAGAAACAGCGAAAUCGGUAAUUCUGUGUCAUCCCUCAGGGGCAUGCAGUCGCAAGCUUUUCGAAUCAGUCAAAAUACUGGGCCGUCAUCCAUAGAAAGACAGAAGAGAUUGCCCUACCAGCCAGUACAGGGUAUUCCAACAGGGAAUACCCUGCCAUCAAGGGAAAAUGAAAACACAUGCCACCAAAGUUUUAUGCAGAGUUUACUUGCCCCUCACCUUGGAGAUCAAGUUAGUGGAAGCCAAAGAUCAAUCCCAGAACAUCAAAGGAACACGCAGUGCGGCGCCACCUCCACAAUUGAGUACAACUGUCCCCCAGCACGGGAGAGCGUCCACAUCCGAAGAGACGGUGAUGGCCAGAGUAGGGAGAGCUGUGACAUGUCUAUUGGUGCAAUUAACACAAGGAACAGUUCUCUGAAUAUUCCUUUUUCAAGUUCUUCUUCCUCGGGAGACAUUCAGGGCCGCAAUACAAGCCCAAACAUCUCUGUGCAGAAGUCCAAUCCCAUGAGGAUGACGGACAGCCAUGGAACUAAGAGCCACAUGAAUACGCCUGUUUCUAGCAACAUGCAUGGAGUUGUGAGGCCAACUCACCCUCACCCGGCAGUUUCUCACGGAAAUGGCGAGCAAGGACAACCUUCUGUUCGUCAGCCAAACUCUUCAGUUACUCAGCGGUCGAGGCAUCCUCUGCAAGAUAACGGAGGUUCUAAAAUACGUCAGCCCGAAAGGAAUCGAUCUGGAAAUCAAAGACAUGGAAACGUCUUUGACCCUAGUCUUCCCCAUCUUCCUCUGUCCACCAGUGGUAGUAUGAUCCUUGGGCGCCAGCAGUCUGCGAUAGAAAAAAGAGGAAGCAUUGUCCGAUUUAUGUCUGAUGGCCCUCAAGUCUCUAAUGAUAACCCGGCCCCUGACCAACACACUCUCUCUCAGAAUUUUGGAUUCCCUUUUAUUCCAGAGGGUGGCAUGAAUCCACCGAUAAAUGCCAAUACCUCUUUCAUCCCACCAGUCACUCAGCCUAGUGCCACUCGAACACCAGCUCUAAUCCCUGUCGAUCCUCAGAAUACCCUGCCAUCCUUCUACCCUCCUUACUCCCCUGCCCAUCCUACCCUUUCCAAUGACAUCUCUAUCCCUUACUUUCCCAAUCAAAUGUUUCCUAACCCAAGCACAGAGAAGCCGAGUAGUGGAAGUUUAAACAAUCGAUUUGGAUCCAUUUUGUCUCCUCCCAGGCCUGUUGGUUUUGCUCAGCCGAGUUUUCCUUUGCUUCCGGAUAUGCCACCGAUGCACAUGACCAACACAUCGCACUUAUCCAACUUUAACUUGACAUCUUUGUUUCCAGAAAUAGCCACAGCUCUUCCUCCAGAUGGUUCAGCAAUGUCGCCUUUGCUUUCCAUUGCAAACACAUCUGCUUCAGAUUCUUCUAAGCAGUCCUCAAACCGACCUGCCCACAAUAUAAGCCAUAUUCUAGGUCAUGACUGCAGCUCAGCUGUAUGAAAACUGAUAGACUGACUUCUAGUCUGAUGUAUUGUUUAUAUAUUUAAGAAGAAGAAAGUGGAUCUUACAGGCAUCCCUGAAGAAACCAUUCAUAGCAUCACUGUUUAUUUGCCUAAAUGUAUGUAUAUGGGUACUUUGGGUAUUUAUAUACACACUGUAUUUCCAUCCACCUUACUAACUUUAAAGCACCAGUGCCUAUAGCAAUGCUUACUUACUAGUAAACAGUAAGGACGCAACAUUGAGAGCUGUGCAAAUCUUGGUUGUUGAUUUUCCAACAAUCAAGUUUGAUGUCCGAUUGUUCUAGGGUAAGGGCCACCCUCAGUAGUACGUGGAUGUAAAGAAAGGAGUGAGAGCAUCCGUAUGGGAGACAGGAAACAAAUGCUAAAGGUUUCGUUUUGUCUCUGAUGUGUUUACCUGAAACUACAGACGAACUUGAAGUGGCUUGGGUUUCUCUGUUUCCUUUGUAAAAUACCUUCAGGAGCCUCAACACAAGUCAAGUCUGUGUUAACCCAGCGUUAAUUGAUAAAGACAUUUCUUGUGCGGCUUUUGUCUGUUUGAAGCUUGUCACAUGCACUUGACUUAAGGCUGACUUUACCUGGCAAAAAUUACUGUGUGUUUCCAUGGUCAGCAAUUAAAAAUACUGGUUUAGAAAACUCGGAUUCCUUUAACCCACGACUUUCUGUUUCCAAGAAGAAUUUUGUUUGGAUCCGUUCUAACAGUGGCUUCAGUUACUGCUGAACUUGGUCAAUGUUUUAAUGUAGCUUACAACUCCUUCUGGUGUAGUCAGCGGAGACAGCAGUCGUAUUUAUUGCCAUUUCAUUGUUCGUAUGCUGCAAGUUACCUCAGGGUGGGUUUUGUACCUUGUUUAGCACCUUCUUAAUGUCUUAGUUUGGUUCGGUUUGGGUUUUUUUCCCUCUCCUUUUCUUUGGCCCUUGCUCAAACAUCAGCUUUCUGGUUUCUGUGAGUGACAGCCCUUUGUUGUACGAGGCAGCGCAUGGGAGGAGGACUGAGCCUGUGGUGUCCCGCAAAAGGCACGGCAUCCCCUGUGGGCACAGUUUUUACUGAAUGUCGCCAACAGGAUCGGGCCCAAGUAAAUAUCAGUACUUUGCACUUGAAUGCACCUUUUGUCUAAACGUGUAUGAUUGUGGCUGAAGGAGGAACAUGGAUGUGUCAAGGCCGAAGCACUGCAGACCAGGAAGAUGUCGUGAUUUGAGCACCAUGAGGAAGCAGGAUGCGUUUGUAUGUGUGUGAGAGAUGGAGUGAGUGUGCGCGCGCUGGCUGAGUGUCCAGUAUUUUCACAAAUUUUGGUCCCGUUUCUUUUAAAGGAAAGGGAAGAACUAGGUAAGUUUUAUUUAUUUAAUGGCUCUGCAGUGUGAUUUUUCUUAAAACAAGGCAGAAAUAUUUUUCUUUUAUGUGCUUGGAAAUACCCUUGUGGUUUCAAUUCUUCAAAUAACAGUAACUUCAGGUGUCCUUGUAUGCAAUCCUCUCUUUACCAGCCAGACAGUGGCAAAAACUGCUCUGGGGCCUCUUCUGUGGGCAGGGUAAGCUUGAAAUACUUGUGUGUUGCCCACCAGUGCAUUGUCUUGCUACUUCUGGGACCUGUCACAGGUUCUUCCCCAGCACCUUUCCUAGUGGGAUGGGUAGGGGAGAGCAUGCUCCCUGGGAUUUUUUAGGGAUUUUUUUUUUCUUUAAAAAGCAGAAAGGAAGGUGUUCCUCCAUCUUCAAGAACAGGACCCACAAAGAGGUACCUGAAAGUUUUUUCCUAGCUUGACUGCCCAGGCUUCAUUUUUGCUAAGUCCUUUUACACUGAUUCGGGAAAGUAAAGAGGCUUUAGCAUAAAGAAUUGGGCUGUGUCUGUAGUCAGUCCUGACAAUGUCUUCGCUCUUGUAACCUGGGGUCUGAUGUUUUCCUACAGAGUAAAAUGGUUCUGAUUCAAAUUGGGAAUUGCUUUUUUAAUUCUGGUGGAGCUUAUCUUAGGACACUAAAUCCAAGUGGUGCAUCAGUUCUCUGUGUUUAUUAAAAAUUAUAGAUUGAAUAUUUAUUUCACUUCAAAGCAAGGCAGCUUGUCUGAGUUUGACUGUGAAAUGGGCUGCCAGAGCGUAGUCACCGACCGAAUGGCAGCAACUGGCCUGUGCAGAGCAGGAGGGUUAGGAAUGACGGUCAGUCCUCAACUCCGACUAAGCGUACUGCAGAUCUGGGUGUUCUCUGAUCAAAUUGAUUUCCCUAAGGCAGUAGAUCCCAAAGGGGCUGCCUCAGGUGGUGAAAUGAGUUCCAUAAUGAUGAGUGGUUCUGUGGGUUGUGGAUGAUAGAGACAGGGGGACUGAAUCAGCAGCUGCACUGUCUGUUACAUACUCGUCUGACCGUUAGGAGGGAAGCAAGACAGAUGUUCUUGCACUUGUUAAAUGGCAGUGUGCGUGCAACAGUGUGUUUGGCUUUCAAGACAAAUUAGUGAAAAAUUAAGCCCUGGCUUCCAGGACUUUAUAUAAAGACGGUAGUCCUACUCAUCAUUCCAGGCAUGCACGUAGUACCACAUUAGUUUCCUUUGCUGGGAAAACUACACUACUUCAUGAUGUCUCUGAAAACUGGAGUGAGCUUGUAAACUUAACAGUUGCAACAGCUGAAUGUUCACAAGUCCAUGGGGCCUGGUGGGAUUCACCCCAGAGUGCUGAAGGAGCUGGCAGAUGUUAUGGCAGGGCCACUCUUGAUCAUCUACCAAAGGUCUUGGGGAGCCUGGGGAGGUCCCUGCUGACUGGAAGCUAGCCAGUGUUAGUCCCAUCUACAAGAAGGGUGUGAGGGAAGAACCCUGGGAACUACAGACCUGUUAGCGUAACCUCAGUUCCUGGUAAAAUUAUGGAUUAGAUUAUACGGGGUACUAUUGGAAGGCAUUUAAAGAACAAUGCAAUCAUCAGGCACAGUCACCAUGGGUUCACAAAGGGAAAAUCCCGUUUAACUAAUUUGAUAUCCUUCCAUGAUAAGGUCACCCGCCUAGUGGGUGAAGGGAAGGUGGUGGAUGUAGUUUUUCUGGAUUUUAGUGAGGGUUUUGAUACUGUCCUUCAUGGCAUCCUUCUGGACAAAUUGUCCAACUGUGAGAUGAGUGGGUUCAUGGAGUGCUGGGUGAAGAACUGACUGAAGGGCAGACCUCAACGAGUUCUAGUGAAUGGGGCUACGUCUGGCUGCCAACCAAUCACCAGUGGUGUCCCUCAGGGUUCAAUUCUAGGGCCAGUUCUGUUCAAUACAUUUAUCAACGAUCUGGAUGCAGGAGUUGAAGGCACCAUUACCAACUUUGCUGACCAUACCAAGCUGGGAGGUGCUGUUGACUCUCUUGAAGGACAAGAGGCCUUGCAGAGGGAUCUAGAUAGAUUGGAGCACUGGGCUAUGAUUAAUGGGAUGAAAUUUAACAAGUCCAAAUGCCGGAUUCUGCACCCGGGACGGAGUAAUGCCAGGCACAAGUAUAAAUCGGGAGAGGAGCAGCUGAAGAGCAGCCCUGCAGAAAGGGAUCUGGGGGUGCUGGCUGACAGCAGUGUGCCCUGGCAGCCAGGAGGGCAAACCCCAUCCUGGGGGUGCAUCAAACACAGCGUAACCAGCCGGUCAAAGAGUGAUUAUCCUGCUGUGUUCAGCGUUGGUGCGGCCUCACUUGGAGUACCGUGUGCAGUUCUGGGCCCCACGGUUUAAGAAGGAUGUGAAGGUCCUUGAAUGCAUGCAGAAAACAGCAGCAAAGCUGGUGCAAGGGCUGGAAGGCAUGUCCUGUGAGGAGCGGCUGAGGGCUUUGGGCUUGUCUAGUUUGGAGAGAAGGAGGCUGAGGGGCGACCUCGGUGCUCUCUGCAGCUUCCUGAGGAGGGGAAGUGGAGAGGGAGGUGCUGAGCUCUUCUCUCUGGAAUCCAGUGACAGGGCACAAGGGACUGGUUCAAAGCUGCGCCAGGGGAGGUUCAGACUGGACAUUAGGAACCAUUUCUUAUUAGGAACCAAGGCUGUCAGUGUUGAAGAGGCAUUUGGACAAUGCCCUUAAUAACAUGCUUUAACUCGGUCAGCCCUGAAGAGGUCGGGCAGUUGAACUAGAUGAUCUUUGUAGGUCCCUUCCAACUGAAACAGUCCUGUCCUAUAUAUUUAUUCCUUCAUAUUGAUUUCACUAUUAAUUUCAGUGGUGUUAUAUUGAAGAUUAAUCAGUUAAAUGCCGUAGAAUGUGUCAGCUGUGAUUUUUUUUCUUGAGUUUUUCUUAAUGUACAUCAUUUUCCAAAGACGCAGUAACUGUGUCAGUAACUUUCAUGUGCCCCUUUCCUGUUUAUAAAGACCAAAAAUAGUGUCCUUGUCCACAGGAUGCCUGUGGUGCAGGUAAUCACAACACGGGCAUUUCAGUGAUAUAAAGACUAUUGUGAUUUUGCAGGAACUGCAGAGUUUUGCAGUGCGUGCCUCGAAAGUAACUAACUACCACGUGACCCUCAGUCUUCGCUAGAGGAUCGUACCUCGUGUUGUCAUGACAGAGCAUGGUGAUUUCUGAUCACUUUGUUGUCCUUCUCAGGACUUUGUUCUGAAAACUGCCGAGACCAAGAUGGAGAAAUAUCAUUUCAUUGCCCUCCUUGAAUGUGGCAAUUUCUGUUGAAGUUCAACCACGUACCAUCGUGGUAAGCGAUGCUGAAUGAUCCUGUGACGAUGGUGUGGGAUCAGGAAGACUGCUAUGAAAAGAAAGGUAGGCAGACCUAGCUGCAAGAGCUUCGUAUAAACACAUUUGUCCAAAUUCUGUUACUUACCCUGCUGACUGGCUUUUAGAUCAAUUUAAUUAAAGAAAAAUUGGCUCUGUUUUGCAGUCUUUUAUUCUAAUUGACUGUUCAAGAUGGUCUUUGAAUGCUGAAUCUGGCCAGGUCCCCUGGUUUAAGAACAACUUGUGGGUUUGCACAGAUUUCAGCUUCUCUCUUGCUCAUAGUUAGUCAGAUGCCCUUAGGAAGAACAGUGGAGGGACUGGAUAUUUCACAUCAAAAGAGAAGAAAUUAGACCUUAAGUGAUUUUUGUUAAUUUUUAAUUAUGAAAUUGUUUUAGUUUUCCUCUUCACCGUAAACUAAUCACCCCUGCCAUCCCACAUCAACCAGGCUUCUUGCAUUUAGUUUUGUAGGUCACAUUGUGCCAGUGACAGGUUGGUGGUUCAGCUUCCAAGUGCUGGCCCUUUCCCAGGGCUUUGGGCUCUGCUCUCAGGAAGAAAAGCAAUUGCAACAUCUUUGCCAUUGAGUGGAAACAACUUUGUCUUCCCUUUCAUUUUUUUCCUUUAUUUUUCCUUUCCCCUACCAUUGAAGCUGUUUGUUGUGUUUAGGUAUGAGAUUGAUAAGACAUUAAGGAAGGCUCACCUUACCUCGAUAUAUGCUUUUUUUUACAGAGGGGGUAGAGUUUUACAGAUCAACUAAUCCUGUUUUGUUAUAAUAACAAUUUGACAAGCAUCUACAUUUUCUUCAGCAAACAUCUAUGACACCAACAAUUUAUCAUUCUCUCCUAAGGAUUAACAGUUCCUUUGUUUUUCAAGAUAUAUUUGGAAAAGAUUUUUGUGGUUUUAAUUGCAAUUUGUUAGCCUGAGAAUGACAUUCUUCCAUGAUACCUUUUUGAAGGUUACUUAUAGAUUUUGAAGAAAGGAAAACUACCCGGUACUGCUUAAUUUAGCAAAAUAAGCAGCAGAAGGGAAAGGUUCAGCACUGCCUCUGGGGUGGGACUGCCACAGCUGAUAAGCGUUGUCUGUCUGUGGCUUUCGGCUUGGCCUAAAUGACUUAAACAAUAGCAAAUGGUGUAGGGCUGGACUGCAUGUGUGUCAGUGUAGUCCUUGAGUAAUCCCUUAAGAAGCCUAGGAGAAUAAGUUGAGAGCAGGAAAUAAAAUCAUAAUGUAUUAACAUUUAUAUACCUUUUCAUUGGGAGAAAGCACCCCAUUUAUAAGCAGCUAUGGAAACCGAGAACUGAAGUGAUUUGAGCCAGUGGCUGAGCCCUACUGGGAUGUGUUUUCUAGCUCCUGCCCCCUGCUCCAGUCACUACACUGCUGCCCAGGUGGAAGAGCACCUCUCUGAACAGCAAACAAAACGCUGUGCUAGUACAGAGCCUCCUGAAUUUUGCACAGAUUUCCUACUGCACUUUAAAGCUGUGCUGCUGCUGCUGCUGCUGCUGGUCACCGUAGUGCUGUUGCAGGAAUCAAAUUGCGUGGCAGGGCAGUUGCAGAGGGCAUUGCUGGAGAAAAGGGGUCGCUUCGUUAUUUCUGCUCUCCUGUUGUCUUUUCACCUUACUCAGAGGUAGUUGUGCAGCGCUGGCUCAAGGACUUGGUCACAAACUCACACUGUAAUCUGUUUCUGGAUGACUAAGUAAGUGUAGUCAGCUGCGCUAAGAGCUGUGAUCUUUUGCUACUCCUCAAAUAAGUUUCAUGCUCAUCACUUUAUUAAUCAUCUCACUUUGCCUGGAAAGACAGAGUAGCAUUGAAUCUAUUUAUACCAAAUCAGUCAAAUUUGUAUUUUCUGGUACAGUGAUACAAGGAGCUCCGUUCUUUAUUAUCACCUAACCGAAGUUACUACUUACUGCCGGUCCCUUCUGCCACUGAUCCAGCACAGGUAGCAGCCUCAUGGACAGGAGGGCCAGAGCAGACACAGGUUUGCAUGUGAGGGUGUUUUCAACCUCCUACUGCCUCUGCGAUCCUUAAUCUAAAACCUGAGAGCACCAACACUUUAUCCCCACUAGUUACACUGAGAGCAAGCUAUUCUGUGAACUGGUUAAAGAUUUAGCAGAGACAAAACUGUCUUUUCUCCGCAAACAAGCCCUCCUUAGUUACACAGAAGCCAUUUAUUAUUUGCUGAUACCAGUUUUUACAAGAUAAAUUAAAAAAAAAAAGAAGUAUUUCUUUCCACCUCACUAAAAGUAUUUUUACAAGUAGGUUUCCAACUUAUAUGUGCUGCUGUUUCGGCAAUCACAAAUAUGUUCGUAGUGGGUUUUACCUCUGUUCCUGCCCGCUCACUGUGAGAAGGGAAGCAAAUAUGGGUUUUUGCCACAGGAGAUUAAUCAAAGAUGCUGUUGCCCUCCACAAUGUAAAUUAUUUAUAGUCAGGCCAGAGUUUUCUGCUGUGCUUCUGUUUUAUACAGCUGUAAAUUACUUGGAUACAGCCCCAGUGGAAAGUCCUUACUAUUUUGUAAUGGAAAAAAGGAACUCUGCAGUAGAAAUCUAUAAUGAAUGAACAGGAACAUCAUCUUCCACUUGUAAAUAAGAUCUUGUUCUGUUUAUUUUGACAUCUUUUUACAAAUGUGUUGCAUUCAGGUGUAAAUAUCCCAAACCAUGAUCUUGUUCAGAGUUCUGAGAUUUCUAUUGUUAAAUGUAAUACUUUAAUAGUUGUAAUAAUUAUUUGUAUAGAUAUGAACACAAUAGUAUUUUAUUAAAAAAAGAAAAA
Molecule: messenger RNA, 14541 nt
Organism: Grus americana (Whooping crane)
Lineage: Eukaryota; Metazoa; Chordata; Aves; Gruiformes; Gruidae
Gene: USF3
Product: upstream transcription factor family member 3
Exons: 7
Coding region: 420-7148 (2242 amino acids)
Molecular function (GO): protein dimerization activity
Source: RefSeq, a predicted model, not a curated record